AUUUGACGUUGCGCCAAGCUCAUCCUUCCUUACGGACCAUGGAACCGCUCUUGCACUUGUUUGACAACGAAGCCGACGACGUCAACCUGUCGCCUGACCAAGCGCGCGACGUUUUCAAGCUCCUCGGCCUCGACCUCACGGAAGCGCAGAUCAAGCAGCUCGACGACGUCCCUCUAGAUGAGUUUAUGCGCACCCUCGAAGCGCAGACGGCGACGACCACGAUCGAGGUCUCGGAAGUCGAGCCCAAGGAAGAAGCAACGAUCUCGUACAACCAGCUGCACGAGUUUCUCCGCUCGUGCAAUCUGGACGUGCCGCAAGAGUCGAUCCUCGAGUUCCUCGCGCAGCAGUCCAACUCGACCAUCACCGAGGCGGAUCCGCUGGUCUUCGACAAGGAAGGGUUUGCGCGCUUCCUUGAGCAGCUGACGCCGUCUCCGUCGGCGUCGCCGGCGCCGAGCCCGGCCAAGCCAAUCAACCCGCGCGCCACCCAGAAGAAAUCCAAGUCCAAGGCGCGCCGCCGCCACCGUGCGCCGUAGACAAUUAUGUUCAAUAGUAUGUAGACUGACUACAAACUUUUUACGUUGCACGCUCAUGCAAGAACGCGUCAUGGUCCG
Saprolegnia parasitica CBS 223.65 is the source of this 611-nucleotide messenger RNA. RefSeq lists its product as hypothetical. The coding region runs from base 39 to 533 and encodes 164 amino acids. The transcript has 5 exons. NCBI's taxonomy places the organism in Eukaryota, Oomycota, Saprolegniomycetes, Saprolegniales, Saprolegniaceae. The record is from RefSeq and is a predicted model, not a curated record.